AUGGAUAACAAUAAUGAUCAAGAAAUUUUGGAACAUCACAAUUUUAUCGGUGCCGAGACUAUUAUCAAUAAAAAUGAAAAUGGCAAAAAUGACAAAAAUUCCCUGAACACGAAAAUUGAAAUUGAUCAUAUUUCAUCCGAAUCAACACAAGGAGUCGAUCUUUCUUGGAAAGAUUUAUCUUAUGAAAUUACAAAUUCAAAAACAAAAAAACGUCAAAAGAUUAUUGAGAAUAUGUACGGUGUCAUUGAAGCAGGCGAAGUGUUAGGAGUAUUAGGUCCAUCGGGGUCAGGUAAAUCUACGUUGUUAGAUGUCUUGGCUGGGCGUAAAGAUAAAAAAUUGGUUUCUGGUGAAAUAUGUCUGAAUGGAAAACCAGGACAACCUAAACAUUUAUCUACUUACGUUAUGCAAGAACAUGUUAUGAAUGGCGUAUUGACAGUACGCGAGAGUAUCCAAUUUGCUGCGGAUUUAUGUUUCCCCAAAUCCUAUUCUGCCGCAGAUCGAAGGGCCCGUGUUCAACAAAUUAUCACGGAAUUUGGACUAGACAGAGUAGCCGAGUCAAAAAUCGGAACAAAUUUUGUUCGAGGAAUUUCAGGUGGUGAAAAACGUCGCGCUUCAAUUGCAACCCAGAUUCUCACACAUCCAAAAAUUAUAUUCCUCGAUGAGCCGACUACCGGCUUAGACUCCGCAGCAUCUUAUAAUGUAAUAAAAGUAAUCGUUGAGAUGGCACAAAAAUAUAACUUAACGGUUAUUGCGAGUCUUCAUCAACCAUCAACGAAAACAUUCGAAUUACUUGAUAAAAUAUGUCUUAUUGCUCGUGGUCGCACGGUUUACUUUGGCGACCGAGAACCAGCGAAUGACUUUUUCGAAAGAGCGGGCUACCCGGUUCCGUCUUAUUUCAAUCCAGCAGAUCACUUUUUAUAUGUAAUUAAUUCGGAUUUUAACACGGACAAAAGAAAGGGCGAAGAUUAUGUAAUGAAGUUGUCAAAUGAAUUCAAAAACUCAAGAGAAAGUGCAGAAAUUCAAGAGAAAAUAACUACAUUAAUUCAUAAGCAUCAAGGCAAAGAGGAUAUAGUAUUAAAGGUUAUGUCAAAAAAGAAAUCAAGAUACGAACGAAACUUUUUCCAACAAUUCAUUAUACUCUUGAAUCGUUGUUACAAAAAUAAUAUCAGGAAUAUCUUAUUAUUUUGGAUUCGGAUGUCAUUCUCUAUUUCUUUAUCUCUAUUAAUGGUGUCCUAUUGGUGGAAGCUUGGAGAUAAAUUAGAGCAAGACAGUGUUCUCAGAAGGAUGACCGCUCAUUUCUAUUCAAUUACUCUAUUGACAUCUUUAAGCGUAGCGGCUGUGCCAGUAUUUUUAGAGGAGCGACUUUUAUUUGAGCGAGAAAGAUCCAAUCACUUUUACUCGGCUGGACCAUACGCGCUUUCGCAUACAAUCAUGUCAUUACCAUUUGUUCUAAUCAUCACAUUGACCUUUACAUCAAUUUCUUAUCCACUGGUUGCACUCAACAAUGACAUUUACUCAAUAAUCAAUUUCAUAAUUCUACUGUUUCUCGCUGCAUUAGCAUCAGAGUCAACUGUUAUUUUCAUUUCGGCAAUAAUUCCAGACUUUGUCAUUGCUAUUUCAAUCGCUAGUUUCGCUCACGCAUUUUGGAUGAUGAGCAGCGGUUACGUCGUCACUCCAAGCACCUUACCUCUGCUUUUGAGUUGGGCAUAUCGUAUCAAUUAUCAACGAUACACAUAUGAAGCGAUACUCGUAAAUGAUUUCGUCGGGUUAAAAUUCGGCUGUCAGGAAUUACCACUUGCUGUCGAUGAUAUGCCGUUAUAUAGUUGCUUGUAUGGUGAUAAAUCGGGACUCUCGAGUCAAUUCUCCGGUGCAGAUGUACUACAAGAACUUCAAUAUGAUGAAACCAAAAUUUGGUUGUGGACGGUAAGAUGA
Ambispora gerdemannii is the source of this 1932-nucleotide messenger RNA. NCBI's taxonomy places the organism in Eukaryota, Fungi, Glomeromycota, Glomeromycetes, Archaeosporales, Ambisporaceae. The record is from the annotation of a GenBank genome assembly.